AUGUUAACAAAAGGUGUAAAUGUAAAUGCUUUGAGCUCGAAUGGAACAGCAUUGUACCUUUCUAUUAAGUUACAUAAUUUUGAACUCGCAAAACUACUCGUGGAAAAUGGUGCGGAUAUCAAUAUCGUUCAAUUAGAUUUUGGCGCUAAAGAACGACAGCCAAAAGAUGGUUUAGAACACUCCUGUCUUAUUUCUACUUCAAUUGAUUUUUUAUGCGUUAAUUAUGAAAAUAUGAAUGACGAGAUACUUAAAUAUCUAUUAGAAAAACGGCCUAUGGUUAGUGAAGAGAUGAUCGAGGAACGGAUUCACUACUGUCGUAAAUUAUUUAAUGAAAACCAAACUGAUGAAGAAAUGUUAUUUAAUUAUUGUGCAAGUUAUUUCUUGAGGAAAAAUAUGUACGAUCAUGUAUUACCUAUCGGGGCUGACGCAGUAGCUACGAUGGUAGCAGCUACCUUUAACAUGAACGCACAAUUACCACAUAGACGCUUGAAUGAUGGUGGUACACAUCAAGCAUUUUUCACACUUAUGGUACGUAGUUUAUUCGAACAAUUAGUUCGUUUUCGGUUAAAUAAAAAGUCUCUUAUUAAAUCAAAGGAACAAUAUACAUAUAUCUUAGGUGAACUUCGUCACAGUCUAGAAGCUUAUAAUAUACUGAUGGAUAUUUCUUGUAUUCCUGAUGAAGGGAUUGAACAAUUUUACCCGUCGAUAGUGAAUAAUAUUAUAAAUAAGUUGAAGGGUAUGAAAGAAAAAGAGGAGUACACAUUACCCGUGAAAUGGAUGGGACAUGCACUAUGUCUGAGUUUUAUACGUGAAGACAAGAGUAUUGUGAUUCGUAUUGAUAAUCUUAAUACUGGAGAAGAGCACAAACAUAAAACUUAUCGGCACACAGAUAAAUCUUUGGUAAUAAUUCCAAAAAUCAUUGGAGAAAUACCGUUAGAGAAGCUAGAUGAUAACAGAGAUUAUUUCGCAUCAAUAAUAGCAUGCAUUAAACGGAGACUAAGUCGAGAGGAUGGCAUUAAAUUACUGUACGAUAACGAUAAACUAAAGCAUUUGAACACAAGCCGAGUAUCAAUGAUGACUGCUCAAUUAGAAGAACAAUCAAAAGCUCUGGAUUGUUUCAUACAACAAGCUGAGAGUAAUUGUUUUAUCAAAUCUCAUGAACCGGGUAUUGUCAUAAGAUCAAACGAUCACCACAUGUGGCAGCAAAUCAUUUACUUUCUGCAAGCUUAUGCACCAUCACUGGGACAAGGAGAUCCCAAACACAAAAGGGAUGACUUAGAGAAAGCAUUCGACGAGUAUUGGAAAAAGGAGAUGAUGGUAAUUCGUACAAAGAGUGAGUAUAUUUUUGUUCAAAAACAAUUCAUCGAGAGAUGGUUUGUCGCAAGAACUUUUUGUUGGAUGCACAUUUCAUUGAAAGUUGAUCAUAAGAAAAACUUGAUCUAUUUAAAAGACGGCCAGUAAUUUUGCUGAGGAAAAGCUACAAUUUUACAUAAUUUGUUGACCGUUCCAUAGCUGUGCUUCCGAAAUUUGGGCUCACAUGUUGAAUAUCUUAUGUUUGAAAAUCGGAUAUGUCACUUACUUCAGUGGAAAGCAUACUCUCCCUCGGACAAAAAAAAGUUCCUUUUUCCAUGUCAUUUUUGCAUUAUUUAAUACGUUGUUUUAAAAAAAACAAAAUAUACCACGAGAUGCAG
Molecule: messenger RNA, 1691 nt
Organism: Rotaria sp. Silwood1
Lineage: Eukaryota; Metazoa; Rotifera; Eurotatoria; Philodinida; Philodinidae
Source: the annotation of a GenBank genome assembly